AUGGAGCCAGUGCUCUGCUAUGAGUCAAUCAAUGCUUCAUGCCUGAAAACCAUUUAUCCCAUUCACCUACGUGUUGCCUUCUACAUCAUUUUCGGGGUCAUAAUCAUUCUAACAGUGUGUGGAAACCUUUUGGUCACUUUCUCAGUGGCUUAUUUUAAGCAGCUCCAUACUCCAACAAAUUACCUGAUUUUCUCUCUGGCUAUGUCUGACCUGCUUUUAGGGAUAAUAGUCAUGUUCCCUUGUAUGAUUCAAACUGUUGAGUCUUGUUGGUAUUUUGGGGACUUCUUCUUCGACCGAUACUACGCUGUUUGCCAACCUCUGCUUUACAGAAGUAAAAUAUCUGUUAAUGUUGUGUUGAUCAUGAUCCUGCUCUGUUGGAGUAUUUCAGUUUUUAUAGGGUUUGGAAUGAUUUUUCUGAAGUUAAAUAUUUUGGGUGUUGAAGAGUUUUAUUAUAACCAUGUUGUUUGUGAAGGAGGAUGUGUUUUGUUUCACAGUGGAGUGUCUAGUACUGUCUCAUCAGUUAUUUCCUUUUACUUGCCUGGAAUAAUAAUGCUUUGUGUGUACCUAAAGAUUUACCUUGUAGCACGUAGACAGUUUCGCAGCAUACAGAAUGCAGGAUGUGUGAACUCAAUAAAAAUUUCAAACACAAGCCAGACAAAAGCCACUAAAACCCUGGCUAUUGUAAUGGGGGUUUUUCUUUCUUUUUGGACUCCAUUUUUUGUUUGUUUCAUCAUUGAUCCCUAUGUCGGUUACUCAAUACCCCCUGCAUUUUUUGUAACACUUGCAUGGUUGUGCUACUUUAAUUCUACGGUGAACCCAAUGAUUUAUGCAUUCUUUUAUAGUUGGUUCAGAAAGGCAUUUAAAUUAAUAACCUCAGGUAACAUCUUCAAAUAUGACAUUUCUGAGACAACACUUUUACCUGAAUAACUUCAUAAAAAAAAGUAGAAACUCGCAUGAAAUGAUUAUGACAUGCACAACAUUGAGUCAACUGAAUCAAUGGUACUGGACUUUACAGAGUUUGG
This is a messenger RNA of Labrus mixtus (cuckoo wrasse), 1022 nucleotides long. Its product is annotated as trace amine-associated receptor 1-like. The transcript has 2 exons. The record is from RefSeq and is a predicted model, not a curated record. Lineage: Eukaryota; Metazoa; Chordata; Actinopteri; Labriformes; Labridae. The coding region runs from base 1 to 927 and encodes 308 amino acids. Gene Ontology annotation, molecular function: trace-amine receptor activity. Gene Ontology annotation, biological process: G protein-coupled receptor signaling pathway. Gene Ontology annotation, cellular component: membrane.